This is a messenger RNA of Gopherus flavomarginatus (Mexican gopher tortoise), 7525 nucleotides long. It is a transcript of the gene DLGAP3, whose product is annotated as DLG associated protein 3. The record is from RefSeq and is a predicted model, not a curated record. Gene Ontology annotation, cellular component: postsynaptic specialization; glutamatergic synapse. NCBI's taxonomy places the organism in Eukaryota, Metazoa, Chordata, Testudines, Testudinidae. Gene Ontology annotation, biological process: signaling. Gene Ontology annotation, molecular function: molecular adaptor activity.
GGGGGAUCCUCAGCAGGAAGCAGAGGAGGAGGAGGCGUGAAGGAAGCCGGAGCUCAGGAUGUAGCCCUGCGAGGAGCGGCUCCCCGGCACGGGGACCCCGCAGGGAUCAUCCGGCAGAAUGAGGAAGUUCCGUGCAAGGUUCUGACACCAUGAAGGGCUAUCAUGGGGAGCGCAGCCAAUCACAGAGCUCCACAGGGCACCCGUGUCACUGCAUCCCAGAGGACUGUGACCAGCCCCUGGACUACAUCCGCCACGGCCAGGAAUCCAGGCAGCCGUACCUCCUCAGCCCCAGUGAGCCUUGUUCUUUGGAUCACCGCUACUGCCCCUCUCGGAGCCCUGGGAUCCCCGCUGAGUGCACAGGCGGGCCGAUGAGCCUGACCGAGCCGCUCUCCGCCAGCAGCAGCAGCACCUUCCCCAGGAUGCACCACAUGCAGCAGCAGUACGACUCCUGUGACGAGUGCAUGGCGGCCACCCACCCCUCCAACAAGAUCAACCGCCUGCCCCCCAACCUGCUGGACCAGUUUGAGAAGCAGCUGCCGCUGCACCAUGACGGCUUCCACACGCUGCAGUACCAGCGGGCCAGCAGCACAGAGCAGCGCAGCGAAAGCCCCAGCCGCAUUCGCCACCUGGUCCACUCAGUCCAGAAGCUCUUCGCCAAGUCCCACUCCCUGGAGGCCCCAGCCAAACGGGAGUACAACGGCACCAAGAUGGAGGGCCGGGGGGAUGGGUACCACCAUCACCACCAUCACCACCAGUCCCGGCACGGCAAGCGAAGCAAAAGCAAAGACCGCAAGCUGGACUCCCGGCACCGGCCCAAGAUGAUGGGCUGGUGGAGCUCUGACGACAACCUGGACAGCGACAGCAGCUACCUGGUGUCUGGCCGGCACGCCGUGGACCAGGGCACUCAGUACUGUGUGGAUGCUCCUGAAAGUGCCUUCAGAGACUUGACCUUGAAGAGUCUAAAAAGCGGGGGGGAGGGCAAGUGCCUGGCCUGCGCCGGCAUGUCUAUGUCGCUGGACGGUCAGACGCUGAAGAGGAGUGCCUGGCACACCAUGACAGUCAGCCAAGCCCGGGAGGCGUAUCCCAGCUCGGGAGGCAGCCAGGAGAAAGCUUUGGUACUGCAGGAGGCAAAAGCCAAAGACAGAGGCUACCAUUACCUUCAGGUGCCGCAGGAUGAGUGGAGCAGCUACCCAGCGGUGGGGAAGGAUGGCGAGAUCCCCUGCCGGCGGAUGCGGAGCGGCAGCUACAUCAAGGCCAUGGGGGACGAUGACAGCGGUGACUCGGAAGCCAGUGCCAAGGUGUCUCCCAAGGGCUUGUCCCGGCGAGAUGGCUACCGCCGCUCCUCCAGUGUAGACCAGGCCAGGACUAACUGCUGCAGCCCGCCCAGAAUGCACCCUCGGGGACAGGGCUACGGACGCUCCUUCACCACCGGCCAGAUCAACGAGGAGCUGAACCACCAGUUUGAGGCGGUCUGUGAGUCCGUCUUCGGCGAGGUGGAGUCCCAGGCCGUGGAGGCGCUGGACCUGCCUGGCUGCUUCCGCAUGCGGAGCCACAGCUACCUGCGGGCCAUCCAGGCAGGCUGCUCCCAGGACGACGACUGCCUCUCGCUCUUCUCCAUGUCCGUCCCACCCAGACCAGCCAUCACCAGCAGCAUCCUGAAGCCCAGCACCUCCUUCAGUUACAGAAAAGCGCCGCCUCCCCUCCCUCCAGGAAUCAAAGCCAAGCCCCUGAUCUCAGUCACGGCACAGAGCAGCACUGAGUCCACCCACGAGAGCUACCUCCCCAGCGAGGUCUCCCGGAGCCCCUCGUGGUCCAAAGAUGCCGCGGCUCGCUGCAACUCCACGGAGAGCUUGGAGAACUCCAAGGUAACAGCCAUCUCCUUGGAUCUGCCUGCCGUCCAGCCCCAGGGCUCUCCCAAGCCCUCCACACUCAUCAUCAAGGCCAUCCCUGGCCGGGAAGAGCUGAGGAGCUUGGCACGGCAGAGGAAAUGGCGCCCGUCCAUUGGAGUUCAGGUUGAGACUAUAUCUGAUUCCGACACAGAAAACAGGAGCCAGAGGGAAUUCCACUCCAUCGGGGUGCAAGUGGAGGAAGACAAAAGACGGGCCCGGUUCAGGCGCUCAAACAGUGUGACGGCCGGUGUGCAGGCAGACCUGGAGCUGGAAAGCUUCACGGGCCUGUCGGUGGCCACAGAGGACAAGGCCUUGCAGUUCGGGCGGCCCUUCCACCGACACUCCUCAGAGCCAGACGCGUCCAGCCGGCAGUACUCGGUGUUCAAGACGGUGCACACACAGGGUCAGUGGGCCUACCGGGAGGACUACCAGAUGCAGUAUGACACCGUGGAGGUGCCCCGGCGGGACUCCUGGAUCAACAGGGGCUCCCGCAGCCUCCCUGACUCUGGCAGGGCCUCUCCCUGCCACCGGGAUGGGGAGUGGUUCAUUAAGCUACUGCAGACUGAGGUGGAGAAGAUGGAAGGCUGGUGCCAGCAGAUGGAGCGAGAGGCCGAGGACUAUGACCUGCCAGAGGAGAUCCUGGAGAAGAUCCGGAGCGCCGUGGGCAGCACCCAGCUCCUGAUGUCCCAGAAGGUGCAACAGUUUUUCCGACUCUGCCAGCAGAACAUGGACCCUAAUGCGUUCCCCAUGCCCACCUUCCAAGACUUGGCUGGAUUCUGGGACCUCCUGCAGUUGUCCAUUGAGGACGUCAGCUUGAAGUUCGCGGAGCUUCAGCAGCUCAAGGCCAAUGGAUGGAAACUCAUCGAGCCCAAGGAAGAGAAGAAGGUCCCUCCCCCGAUACCAAAGAAGCCGCCGCGCUCCAAGGUGCACCCGGUGAAGGAGCGCUCCCUGGACUCCGUCGACCGGCAGAGGCAGGAAGCCAGGAAAAGGCUCCUGGCAGCCAAGAGAGCUGCCUCCUUCCGCCAGAACUCAGCCACCGAGAGCGCAGACAGUAUCGAGAUCUACAUCCCCGAGGCACAGACCAGGCUGUGACCAGAGUCCUGGCUUUUCUACUGCACUGUACAGAGAGUACAUAGCUCACUGUGAUGGCCGAGGCCCGAGCUACAGGGACCCCCCCGGGGCAGCUCUCGGCCCACUUACAGCUUCUCGACUUAUCGUCUACGAUUCAUGGAUCUGACGGUGAAUGAACACGAGCCUGGUUCUGUCCUGCCCUCGUGCCCCUCCCCGUGGGGCGGGACUCUGCCCAGCCUUGCCUGCCCACAAGCCCCUUCCUGGUUUCUCCCCAAGCCCCCUGUCUGCCCUGAAGCCUUUUCUGCCCCCUAUCUCCCCUCCUCCUUAGCAGCUCCUUCCUGUCCCUUCCCUGCACACUCCCUGGCCACCUGUACCCUCCUUUCAGAGCUCUUUGUACCUUGCUCCUUGCAGGCCCCCUCCUCUUUGUGUCCCCUUCUCCUCUCCUCAUGCCCUCCCUCUUCUCCUGCUUUCCCCCUUAUAUUGGAGAGGGAGGAGCCCCCCCCAGCUCAGCUGAUGGGGGUGCAGGCACCUCCCCUGCACCUCCGUGUGUCCUCCCCCCAUGGUUGCGCCACCUUUAACUUCUCCCAUUUCCUCAAUUCAAUGCAAACAAAGCGUCUUGCGGGGGGAAGCUCCGCUGAGCUCCUGCCAAAGUCACCAUUCCCGGCCGCCCGGCGGACCAGCUUCCUUUGAUGGCCUGAGGCUUCGGGCCGUGGCGGGCAUGAGGGGCAGUCCCUCCACGCACCCCGACCAUGGUUCAGUCCCAUCUCUGCCUCUUGCUUGGGCACCUCGGGGAAUCCAUGGUCAUAGACCUAUAUACAUAUAAUCAAAGGAAUAAAACAAAAACUACACAUGACCACAGCUGUGUUCCUGCUGGUGAGACUGGGAUCAGAUCUUCAGGAAAUCCAUGACAGCAGGAAAACCAGCCCCGGCUUUCCCUACACGUACAUCAGUAAGAAUAUGCUAUGAUUUCUCUUCUUUCUUCCUUACUUUCCCUUCCUGCAAGUGAGAAUCCUGCGCCUGUGCUGGGGUGCGGCCGCUCAUCACGGGAGGCUAGGAGGUGGUCAAAACUUGGCUGGUCACUUUAUCUUCCAUCCCUCUUUGAUUUCCCCACCAGCUGCUGGUCUGACCAGAUUAUCCUGGGAGUGGAAUUCGAGGGAGAGGUUGGGGGCCGGGGGAGCUAGUGUCUUUGGAGCAGCGUUUGGAUUCUGUCUGGCAAUGGCAAGGGCUGGCAGAAGCUGAGCUCUCUGGGGUUGGGUUUCCCUGGCUCCUUUCCCCCCUCCCGUUAGACGGACAUAGACACAAGCCUGGCCUUUCAAGUGACCAAUCAUGCAGGGUAUUGCUCCCGAGCCACGUGUAGGGCACUGGUUCUGACCCAUCUGCAUCUGGUUUAAAGGCACGGCUGUCCCCAGGGGCCAGGCCAGAGGAGAUGGCAGGGAAUGGCAAAUGUGCCAUUGACAACCCAUCUUGCCUUAGGAGGAAGAGGACCUGCUGUUGUGUCUCUGGGAUGUUGCUGUGACGGCUCCUUGUGUUGUAUUUACGAUUGUUAAGGAAGGUGAGGAAAACCCUUGGAGCUGUCACCCGCACAGACGAAGCUCCAGCAGGCGAGGGUACCUGGGGACGACGUUUCUGUGGACGAGCUGGCCUGUCUGAAUGUUGGGGGGGGGGGAAGCGCUCAGGGGCCACCUGUGGGGUGAAAUGCAGAUUUGUUGUUACAUGCCAUGGCUGUUCUGUAUGACGAUCCCAGAGGCUCUGUUUCAGAGCUUCUCAACCCAAGGGUAACAAACCCCUGGUGCUGAAUGGGGUGGGGGUCUCAGCCAGGUGGGAGUGGGUUCUGGUACGGAAAAGCUGGAGAAUGCCUGUGCAAUAGCAGCCAUGGCAAAGGUGACACUGCGCUCACUGUGUGGCCCCUUGAGCAUUGGACUGGGAGAUUUUAUUCCAGCCAGACUGCGAUGGGGCUGGCCAUGCCGGCCCUGGCUGCCCAGCCCAACAGUGCAAACCAAUGGGAGCAGUAGGCACUCAGGAGCGAGCCAUGCCAACACCAGCCAGGCCCACCGCCUUUUGGUCCUUCUCCCUCCAUCACAAAUGCUCCCCAGUCCCUCUCCCUGCCCCACAGCUCCUUCGCAGCACAGUGCCCUACCGAGCAGAGCAGUGGCCCUCGCUGCUGGCAGCCGGGCUAGGCCACAAAGAGAGUCCAACAGGGCCAAGGCCUGGAGCCCUCACAAGGUUCAGCCUGAGUAAGGACUGGGGCAGGCCAGCAGGCAUUAGCCUUCAGUUUCUAUCUGGCCAAUAGCACCCAGGGACAGCAGCUCCUGGUUGCUGCGUGCCAGGAACUGCCCUCCCCGGUCAGUUGCCGUCACUAACGCCAGCUGGGAAAGUGACUUGGAAAAGCAAAGCCAAGGGCAGGUGGAACUGGAGGUUGCCAUGGUGGUGGGGCUCUGGCUCGUGGCCUGUUGGUAGUCACCCUGUGCCUCAUGCAGUCCUUCACCUUGCCGCAAAGCGAGCGUGAAACGCGGCCGUUCUGUUCAGUGGUGCCUACCCCCCCUGUGCACCGGUGUAAAAGAUGGGCCCUGGGACAAUGGAGGGUUGGGACCCUGCUCUGUUCAGAGCACCUCAGUGAUGAUAACCUCCAGCAGCUGCAUCGGCUCCCUAACCACCGGCCCCGCUGGGAGGCAGGGUAAGUGUCGCUAUCCUUAGCAGAUGGGGAAAUGAAGGCACAGGGAGCCCAGGGGCACAACUCCUAAGCUCCUGUCUGUCCCUGUCAUUGGAGACAGACCCAAGACAUGAAUGUGGGUCUGCCCUUCCCCAGGCUGAGUUCCUGCUUGUCAGGGUGGGAGGGGCAGAUGGGAUUCGCAUUACAAGAGCCCCCUUCUCCAUGGGCGUCCCAUGGUACCGCAUUAGCAGUGCCCUGUCCUCCCGGGUAUCAUGAGGGAUGUCCUCACAUUCAUGCUACCUUAGACGAGGUGCCCUCUCUUUCCUGGAGCUGUAAAGGAGAUGUCAUCCUCCUUCCUGCCAUGGUAGCUUUCUUCAGGACCCACUUUAGCACGAAGCCAUCACCCCUGACAGCGAGUAGAUGAAUCGUGCCUGGGGAACCUGUUGUCCACAGCCCCCUCCGCACAUCGUUAUCUACCUGCACACAAGCCAAAGUUGGGCUGCACACUCCUCAUGUUACCCACCAUGUGCACCUUCUCCACCAGGCUGAGCGUGCAGAAUGGGGUGUGAUUUUACGUGAGGCAGUAGGGAGGUAGGGCAUGAACAGAGGGGCCCUGUAGUGUGGGUACCCGCCAGGGAUUUGGAGAUCAGAUCGUCCAAGCGUUACCAGGAACCCCUCUGCUGGUUCUCCUGGGUCGCCUUUCCUCUCCUUUUCACUCAUUCUGCUCCCAGCCGUGCAGAUCUCUCCUUCCACCCAAGCACAGUCUGUUCCACCUGCCCUGAUGUCCGUAAGGCUGGGGAGCAGAGAGUUCACCCACUGAGCCAGGUGUCCUGCCCUGGGAAAACGGGCUUGCCAAACCAACCACUCUGAAAGUUCAAGGGAAAAACUCAGUUCUGCCUUCUCACAUUGUCCCUCCUUCCAACUGGGGAGCCUCCUGCACUGUGAAACCCUUCAAGGGGACCCCCCUCUUCUCACCACCCCAUGCUUGUACCAGCUUCUGCUCCCUGCCCACUCAGCUGUCUUGGAGGCGCCCUGAUUCAGACAUGAAGAGGGGAGGAAAGAGCCCAAGAAGAGUAGCGAAAGGGGCAGCAAGGGAAGGAGCAGAGACACCAGCCAUGGCCUAGAUGGCCAGAUCUCUAGGGCAGGGACUGUCUUUUUCAUGAGCGUACAGCUCCUAGCACUGUGGAGGCCCCGAUCCCUGACUGGGUCCCUCAAGCGCCACUGUAAUAAUCGUCAAUAGUAAAUUUCAGCCCAAGGGGCCAUCCUGCCUGGCUCAUGCUAGGAUACCUCCCUGUAGCACCUGGGACAGGUAGGAAGUACUGAGAGGUGGGAGAUUCCACAACCAUACUGGCUUGGGCAGGCAGAGGGAGGAAAGCUUUAUUCUACCAAGAGCAAUGCACCACUCACCCUGGGGCCUUUACUUCCCCCCCUUGGACGGGAUCCAUACCAUGACGUGGUGCUAAAACCUCCCCCAGCCCCUGUUAUGUGCCUGUCCAGUUGGGAGGGUUUGAAAGAAUCGUAUCAUGGCCUCAGGUUACUACAUUCAAAUAGAUGUUUAAAGGGAAGGAGGGGGGAACCCAACCAACAUAUUCUGGAACAGAGAAUAAUGAAAAAAAUACCCAACAGCGUGAGCCCUGGCCCAGCUGGGGGAGGGGAAAGGCAGGAGACUCCUUGCUCAGCAUCUAAUACUCUCUGAACGCUGCUGUUACAGUCCUGGCCAGGAAAGCAACCAUCAGCUCAGUUCACCUGUUCUCUGCCUCCGUCCACACUUUAGUUCUUAGCAAUGUGCCUGGAAGAGGAAGCCCUUCCACUUGUAAGUUCUGUAAGACAAACAAUACUGUACAGUGACUGUGACAUGUGGUUUCAUUUUUAUUGUAACAAACUUAGCCGAACUGUAAUAAAGACGACUCUUUGA